Molecule: messenger RNA, 966 nt
Organism: Gloeophyllum trabeum ATCC 11539
Lineage: Eukaryota; Fungi; Basidiomycota; Agaricomycetes; Gloeophyllales; Gloeophyllaceae
Exons: 4
Coding region: 1-966 (321 amino acids)
Source: RefSeq, a predicted model, not a curated record
AUGGCCCACGAUAUGGCAAUUGACGCUGCCGAGCUGUUUGGAACCAUCUUUGAGGCACUGAUAUACGGCUAUUCUUGUGCUUUGGCACUGGAUGCAAUCCGUACUCUCAAGCAACGGGAUAGGACUCACACAUCAUAUGUUUUUCUCCUCGCUGCUUUUCUCCUGCCGGUGCUGGCUACAUUACAUCUGGCUGUCGACCUAUAUCGCAUUCAACAUGCAUUUAUAGCCUUACCAACAAGAGUAGCAAGGAUGGAAUUCCUUUCGGAUGUUCCAAACUGGUCUUACAUCGUAAAAGACGGCUUGUACUGCACUGAAACGUUUAUCGCUGAUUCCAUAUUGUCGUACCGUUGCUAUGUUGUCUGGGGUAGACGCCUCUGGGCCGGCUUAGUUCCGUUCGUGCUAUGCAUAGGCACUAUAGGAUGCCUAAGCGUUGCGAAUAACCAAUCUGGUGGCAUUUUUCAGUCUGAGGUCGACGGGUUCAUCACGUCAUUCUGGUCCUUCACUCUUGCUACGAAUGUGGUCGCCACCAGCCUUAUCACAAUACCCCUCGCUCGAUCUGAGCGUCGAAUGCUCCAUUAUGCUGCUCGAGAUGACCUCGCGCCAGUCAUCACAGUAGUGGUGGAGUCAGGAGGAAUAUAUUGCUGCACUUGCAUCAUCACAUUCAUUUUCUUCGCCUCGCGCUUGAACCUGCAGGUUUUGGUACUCAACACGAUAUCUUCAGUUAUAGUUGUGGUCUUCAGUCUGGUGCUGUCCAGGAUUGGUCAUCGAGCCGGCGGCCAUCCUUCACUCAAGGGUUCUCCUAGUUCGAGACAAUUUCCGAGCACACCUCGUGAACGAGCACACGUCACGACAUUGCCUAGGACAGCACCAGUCGAAAUACACAUGACAAGGUUUAUCGAGCAUGGCUCUGGAAAAGGUGAUCGUGGCCUAGAUUUGGGAAACAAGGAGGACGGUUUGUCUGUAUAG